AUGGCACCCUCAGCGACCACAACGGCCACCGUGGCUGAUCCGGCCAACUUGCCGGUGAACAAUCUCCGUCUGUACGCCGAUGGUUCGGGCGACUACAAGGAGCUUUCUCCCACUGUCUACGACAAGGAGGCCGAAGCGAAGGGAGGAGAGGGCCACGAAGGUGCAAAGUACCCUCACUAUCUCCCCACGUGGAACCCUGAGCAACAGUAUCCUCCACUAGAACCCUUCCAGCACAUCGAGCACGGCAAGAACGCGGACCCAAGUUACCCUAACCUUCUUCCCAAGGGUCAGGCCGAUGUCACUGACCUGACACCCACCAUUGGUUCUGAAGUCAGAGGCAUUCAGCUCAGCAAACUGAGUGAUGCUGGAAAGGACGAGCUGGCCCGCUUCGUCGCCGAGCGUAAGGUCGUCGCCUUCCGCGCUCAAGACUUCGCCGACUUGUCCAUCGACAAGGCCCUCGAGUUUGGAGGUUAUUUCGGUCGUCACCACAUCCACCCGACUUCAGGAUCCCCUGAGGGCUUCCCCGAGAUUCACCUGGUUCAUCGAGCAGCUGGCGACCGCUCAGCGGAAAAGUUCUUUGCCACCCGUACCAGUUCCAUUGCCUGGCACUCUGAUGUGUCUUAUGAAGCACAACCCCCCGGAACCACCUUCCUUUACAUUCUCGACAAGCCCGAGACGGGUGGCGACACUUUGUUCUGCAACGCCGUUGAGGCGUACAACAGACUAAGCCCUCUGUUCCAGGAGAGACUCCAUGGCCUGCAGGCCGUCCACUCCGGUAUUGAGCAGGUUGCUGCUUCCGUAAAGAAGGGAAGCAUCAAGCGCCGUGAGCCGGUUGCCAACACACAUCCCAUCAUCCGAACUCACCCCGUAACAGGAGAAAAGGCCCUCUACAUUAACCCUCAAUUUACCCGUGAGAUUGUGGGCUUGAAGAAGGAAGAGUCAGACGCCAUCCUCAAGUUCCUUUACGAGCACAUCGCCUGGGGCGCUGACUUCCAUGCUCGUGUUAAGUGGGAAGAAGGAACUGUCGUUGUUUGGGACAACCGUGUUACUCAACACUCAGCGCUCAUUGACUGGAACAACGGUUCCCGGAGACAUCUCGCUAGAAUUACCCCUCAAGCGGAACGGCCAUAUGAGACACCGUUCAAGGGUUAG
Molecule: messenger RNA, 1152 nt
Organism: Colletotrichum truncatum
Lineage: Eukaryota; Fungi; Ascomycota; Sordariomycetes; Glomerellales; Glomerellaceae
Product: alpha-ketoglutarate-dependent taurine dioxygenase
Cellular component (GO): cytoplasm
Molecular function (GO): 2-oxoglutarate-dependent dioxygenase activity
Source: RefSeq, a predicted model, not a curated record